GGUCGCUCUCAGCCUCGCACCGCACCACGCAUCCUUUCUCCGCCUCCCUCCCUUCCUCACCCCCCUCGAUCUCUCCUCCCCUCCCUCUCCCUUCCACCAUCCCGCAACGACCCUGACCAUCGACGACCCAUGCGCCGCUAGCCAUGCAGCCAGACCCGGACCCCGCGUCGCGCCCGCGCCAGGAGGGCAGCCCGCCGCCCCCGCCGGACCCCAUGCCUACGGAGGAGGAGCAGGCGGCGCCCGAACCCAACCCGGAUGCGGAGGAGGCCAAGGACGCGCCUGCCGAGGAGGUGGAGGAGGCGGUGGACCAGGACGAGGAGGUCAAGGGACGGGAGGCGGGGGUCAAGGAUGGGGAGGAGCAGGAGGAGGAGAGGAGGGGCAGGGGGCGGAAGCGAGGGAGGCGGCCCGGCGCGCCCAGGGGGCUGGUCAUGGUGAAGCGGGAGCUGCUCGCGCGCUGCAUGACGUGCCCGCUCUGCAACCGCCUCCUCCGCGACGCCACCACCGUCUCCGAGUGCCUCCACACAUUUUGUAGAAAGUGUAUAUACAAGAAGUUUAAUGACGAGGAGGUAGAGUCCUGCCCAGUAUGUGACAUUGAUCUUGGCUGCACUCCAGUCGAGAAGCUUAGAGCUGACCACAGUCUGCAAGAUGUAAGAUCCAAAAUCUUCCCCUCCAAAAGAAAGAAGAUUAAGGUUGAAGAUGUUGCAUCUCCUGAUUCACCUCCUAAUAAAAGGAAAGAGAGAUCCAUCUCUUCAUUAGUGGUCCAUACACCUAGAUUAACACCGACAGGAUCGACUGGACGGCGGACAAAGGUAGUUACCAGGAAAGCUGCUGCUUCCUUGCAUAGCCUUGGUCCUACCGUUGACAAUCCUGUGAAAAAGGAAAACAGUGACAAGAGUGCUCAUAGCUCAAGCUUGCCUGCUAAUUUGGGCAAAGUGCCAAAAACAAAGAGACAGAUAUUGUCAAAUGCGGAGGAGGCAUCUAACUAUUCCAGCAAUAAAGAUACUGAAGAUGAUAGUAAGGACAUGGCAGAUAAUGCUGAGCUCUGGAGACCUUUAAAUUGUUUGGUCGAAGCUGCAAACAGGACAAAGUCCUUCAGGUCAAGUUUACAAGGUUCAGGUGUUAAAAGAGAGCAGCUUAAUGGUUCUCCCAGUACCACAAAUGGCAUCAAAACAAACCCAAAAGAGCAUCCGAAGAGACCCAAAACUGAGGAUGAUAAGAAAGAUGCUCCAGUUCCACCAGUGACGCUAAAAAGGAAACUUAAAGGGACUGGGCGGAGAAGGAGCGGACUUCGAGCUCCAGCCGAUGGGGAUCCUGAUGGCGCACUUACACAGAACGAAAAGAGAUUCAACUGCAUAUGGUUUUCGUUGGUUGCGUCACUCGAACAGAAAGGGGACUCACCUCUACCACAGAUACCUUCACACUAUUUGCGAAUAAAAGAUGCAAAUAUACCUGCUUCGUCUAUCCAAAAGUACCUCGUGCAGAAGCUCAGUCUCCCGAGUGAGUCCGAGGUGGAAAUAAAUUGCUGCGGGCAGCCAGUGAACCCUACACAACCUCUGCGCAAUUUAGUAGAGUUGUGGCUGAGGGGGCGAUCAGCACUGACAACACAGGCCAUUGUAGGCUCCCCCGCGGAAGAGUUUGUGAUGGUGCUAAAUUAUGGACGGCCAAAGCCCAUGGAACCUUUGAGUGCACAGUAAUGAUUCAACCCAUUUCCUUUCGAAAGGUCGGGUCUUUUCUGCCAUAGCCAGCCAUUUGCUGGGCCGAUGGAAGAGGUUGUCGAAAGAUGAAGUCCCCGUUGGUACACAACCUCGUGAUGUGGCUGGCUCCCUCGACAGCCAGCCCUCGGCGACAUAUUCAUGUAUUCAUUCAUGUUGGUAGGUGUUGUUGUUCUUCGAUUCCAUUAUGACAUAUUUUUUUCUUAUUUAUUAUACACCAAAGAUAGAUGAAAAAUGAUCUUUAGAUUGGAUAUAAAGAGAGGGAACAGUCUCAACCAUUGAUGCUUCUGAUUGUAAGAGGUGACUAUGACUAUGAGUGGAUUGAAAAUUGCCAUUUGGUUGUGUCAUGACUUGCUGUAGCACCACAUGUAUUUUAUUGGGUACUUGCACGGAUGCUAAAUUAAAUGCUGUUAUAAAGAUGUAGGGGGAAAUUGGUACUGGUGUUA
Molecule: messenger RNA, 2158 nt
Organism: Triticum aestivum (bread wheat)
Lineage: Eukaryota; Viridiplantae; Streptophyta; Magnoliopsida; Poales; Poaceae
Product: E3 ubiquitin protein ligase DRIP2
Exons: 7
Coding region: 144-1694 (516 amino acids)
Molecular function (GO): ubiquitin-protein transferase activity
Source: RefSeq, a predicted model, not a curated record